UUGCGACAGGAAGUUUGUGAAGUUGGGUUACAUAAGCCAUGUGAGAACAGACUAGAGAGCUAAACUAUGAUUUGAGAUCUCAUUCCUAUUGUAGUUAUUCUAAUCCCAGAAGGUGUGGCGCAGCUGGUAGAUCUGCUGCCUUACAGUGGCAGAAACCUGGGUUCGAUCCUGACCUUGGGUGACUUCUGUGGGGUGUUUGCACUUUCUCCCUGCGACCUUGUGGGUUUCCUCAGGGUACUCCUAGUUUCAUCCCACAUUCAAAAGACAUGCAGGGUUCUAGGUUAAUUGAUCCCUCGUGUGCAGUGAGUGGAUGAGAAAGUGGGGUAACAUUGAACGAGUACAAUCGGGUGAUCAAUAGGCGGCACAAACUCAGUGGGACAAAGGACCUAUUUCUAUGCUGCAUCUCUAAUUUCCAAUACAAUUUAAAAUCAUGUAAUUAUCAAUUACCUUUAUAUGUGCCGUAUAUUGAUCACUGUAACCCUUACAUGUUCAAGUUCUAUCUGCCCUGGCCACCACUGCAUUCAUUUCAUUCCACUGUGGAAUAACAAAAGUCAAGUCAAGUCAAGAGUUUUCAAUUGUCAUUUAUCCCAAAAGGCAACAAUCAAAUUGUUGCUUGCAGAGCCACAACAGUUUGCAGUUUGGAGUUUUGAUGAAGUUCAUAGUGUUUAAUAGCUUAAAGGUUGUUGGGAAGAAGCUGCUCCUGAACAUUAACAGGCAGGAGAGAUACUCCUUUGGGUUGCUCCUCCAUGCAACAAAAUCACAGAUAAUCCAUUUUCUAGUUUGAUCCUGAAAACUAUAAAUCAAACCCUUGAGUAUUUAGAGAUACAACAUGGAAACAGGCCCUUAUUCCCAAGGAGUCCAUGCUAACCAUCGAUCACCCAUGUUCAAGUUUUCUUGUGAAUGGUGCAAUGAAUUUCAAUAUCUCACACCUCUGCUUGUAGAAACUGCUCAUUUUCCGGUCUAAAAUGCUUUAAUCUGAGAUCAUGCCUCAUCCAGAAGAACCAGUUGACACCAUCUACCCUGUUAAAUCCACUCAGGAUAUUCUAUGUCUCCGUAAGACAUGAAAGCUGAAUUAGGCUCCUUGCUAUUGAGGGAGUGCAGCAUAGGUUCACCAGUUUAAUACCUGGGAUGGCUGGACUGACAUAUAAUGAAAGAAUGAAUCAACUGGGCUUAUAUUCACUGGAAUAUAGAAGGAUGAGACGGGAUCUUAUAGAAACAUGUAACAUAAUUAAGGGUUUGGACAGGCUAGAUGCAGGAAAAAUGUUCCCGAUGUUGGGGGAGUCCAGAACCAGGGGUCACAGUUUAAGAAUAAGGGUAGGCCAUUUAGGACUGAGAUGAGGAAAAACGUUUUCACCCAGAGAGUUGUGAAUCUGUGGAAUUCUUUGCCACACAAGGCAGUGGGGGGUUAUUCAUUGGAUGUAUUCCAGAGAGAGAUGGAUAUAGCUCUUGAGGCUAACAGAAUCAAGGGAAUACGGGGAGAAGCAGGAACGGGGGCAGGAAUGCUGGAUGUUUAUGUUGACUUUUAUGUGGUUGUGUGUCUUGUUACUUUUUUUUAUUAUGGCUGUAUGGUAAUUUAUAUAUCACUGUAUCUUAAUUGGUACACGUGACAAUAAAAGACCUUUGAUUCUGGAUGAUCAACCAGAUCAUAUUGAAUGGCUGGCUCCAAGGGCCGAUGGCCUACUCCUGCAACUGUUUUCUGUUUCUCAGACGAUGUAUUUAAAGGGAAGCUGAAGGAAGUAAAGGCGAGUGAAAAUUACUAGACUGAUCAGUUCUGAAUUUCUGUUACGUUCUUGGUAUAACUUGCAUGAACUACUUUUACAGGGAAAAAAGAUUUCCUGACGAGAACUUCAAAUCAAGCGUCACAUCAAGUUCACACAAAGUCACUCAGUUCAUCAGGACCUGCAUUUCAUGGGAGAGAAAACAUUUGCCUGUUUAGCAGGGCAGUGAGAUUCGCAUCAAGCGGAGGCAUGGCACAGAAAUGCUUGUGGAACGAGUUUUAAACCGUUACACCACUGGAAACUCUCAGCAUUCACAGUGCGAGAAACUGAACACUUGCUCCAAGUAUGUCGAUGAGUUGAUCAGAAAGACCACAGAGUUUGGCAGUUAAAGGAUGGGCAAAUAUUUUCCCAAUCAUUGUGAAUUAUUAUUACAGGUUGUUCUCCACAUUGAGGAGAAACUUGCUUAGUAUUGGAGAAGUGGUACACUUAUUUAUUCUUGUGCUCAAACCCCUAUUGCUUCCUGCAAAUGGAGCCAUUUCAGUAUUCUAACUGCGGGAUACAGGUCAAGCAUUCCAGUACCCAGGUAACACAUCAGCAGAAUUACAAUGGGGAGAGGUCAUUCACCUACUCGGAGAGCGGAUUCACUCACCCUUCUCCGCUGAUGACACAACAUCAAGCUCACAUCAGGGAGAGGCCGUUUAUCUGCUCCGAGUGCGGGAAGGGAUUCAGUCGAUCGUCCCAUCUGUUGAGACACCAGCAGGUUCACACCGGGGAGAGGCCGUUCAUUUGCUCCGAGUGCGGGAAGGCAUUCACCCAGUCAUCUAAUUUGGUGACACACCAGCGAAUUCACACUGGGGAGAGACCGUUCAUCUGCUCCAUGUGCGGGAAGGGAUUCACCUUAUUAUCCAGUUUGAUAACGCACCACCGAGUUCACACCGGGGAGAGGCCGUUCAUCUGCACUGAGUGCGGGCGAGGAUUCACACAGUCGUCCAGCCUAAUGACUCACCAGCGCGUUCACACUGGAGAGAGGCAAUUCAUCUGCUCUGUGUGUGGGAUGGAAUUCACUCGCUCGUUUCACCUGCUGAAACAUCAGCGAAUCCACACUGGGGAGAGGCCCUACACCUGCACUGAGUGUGGGAAGGGAUUCACUUGUUCGUCCUACCUACGGAGCCACCAGCGGGUUCACACGGGGGAGCAGCCAUACAUCUGUCCCAAAUGCGGGAAGGGAUUCACGCAAUCCUCUAACCUGAUGAUACACCAGCGAGUUCACACUGGAGAGAGGCCCUUCGCCUGCUCCAUGUGCGGAAAAAGAUUUCCAGAUUCCUCUUACUUGGUGAGACACCAGCGGAUUCACACCGGAGAGAGGCCGUACAUCUGCACCGAGUGUGGGAAGGGGUUCACUCAGUCAUCGGCCCUUGCCAGGCACCAUCGAGUCCACACCGGAGAGAAGCCAUUCAUCUGCUCCCAGUGUGGGAAAGGAUUCGCUCUGUCUUCCCACCUGCUGACACACCAACAAAUUCACACUGGGGAGGAGAGGCUGUUCACCUGCUCUGUCUGUGGGAGGGGAUUCACUCGGUCAUCCCACAUGUUGGCACACCAGCAAACUCACACAGGGGGGAGACCGUUCACCUGCUCUGUCUGUGGGAGGGGAUUCACUCGGUCAUCCAACAUGUUGGCACACCAUCGGAUUCACACUGGGGAGAAGCCGUUCACCUGCUCCGAGUGCGGGAAGACGUUCGCUCGAUCAUCUGACCUGGUGGUGCACCAGCGAAUACACACCGCGGACAGACCGUUCAUUUGCUUGGAGUGUGGGAAGGGAUUUACACGGUCAUCCAAACUGCUUGCUCACCAGCUAGUUCAUGCCGGAGUCAGGCCAUUCACCUGCUCAGAAUGUGGGAAGGGAUUCACUCAGUCAUGGCACCUUCGGGGACACCAGCGAAUUCACACUAGGAAGAGACCGUACCCUUGCUCCAAAUGUGGGAAGGUAUUCACUCAGUCAUCGGUCCUACGGAAACACCAACAAACUCACACCGGGGAGAGCCCGAACACUUGCUCCGAGUGCGGAAAGGCGUUCAGACGACCAUCCGACCUGCUGGCACACCAGCGAACUCACACUGGGGAGAAGCCAUUCACCUGCUCCGAGUGCGGGAAGGCGUUCACUCGAUCAUCCGACCAGCGGGCGCACCAGCGAAUACACACGAGAGAGAGGCCGUUCACCUGUUCAGAAUGCGGGAAGGUGUUCACUCGAUCAUCCAACUUGCUGGCGCACCAGCGAAGGCACGCCGGGGUAAGGCCGUUCACCUGCUCUGAGUGUGAGAACGGAUUCACUCAGUCAUCGGCCCUACUGAAACACCAGCAGACUCACCGCGGGGAGAGACCGAACACGUGCUCCGAGCGCGAGAAGGAAUUUACAGUGUCGUCCAACCUGCUCACUCACCAGCGAAUACACACCGAGGAGAGGCUGUUCACCUGCUCCGAGUGCAGAAAAGAGUUCACUCAGUCAUCAGACCUUCUGAAACACCAACAAAUGCACACCAGCGAGAUAUGGCACGGUUGCUCCGAAUGUGGGAAGGCGUUCAGUCGAUCAUCUGACCUGCUCGAUCACCAGUGGGUUCACGCUGGGGAGAGGCCGUUCACCUGCUCCAAGUGCGGGAAGGGAUUCACUCAGUUAUCGGUCCUACUGAAACAUCAGCGAACACACACCGGGGAGAGCCUGAACAUUUGCUCCGAGUGCGGGAAGUCUUACAGACGACCAUCUGACCUGCUGGCACACCAGCGAACUCACACCGGGGAGAGGCCGUUCACCUGCUCCGAAUGCGGGAAGGCGUUCACUCGAUCAUCCGACCGGCGGGCGCACCAACGAACACACACGCGAGAGAGGCCAUUCGCCUGCUCCGAGUGCGGGAAGACGUUCACGAGAUCAUCCAACCUGCUGGCUCACCAGCGAAGACACGCUGGGGAAAGGCCAUUCCCCUGCUCUGAGUGUGGGAAAGGAUUCACACAGUCAUCAGCCCUACUAAAACACCAGCAAAUUCACACCGAGGAGAGAUGGAACACUUGCUCCGAGAGCGGGAAUGGAUUUACACUCUCAUCCAAACUUCUCACUCACAAGCGAAUACACACCGGGAAGAGCAGGCCGUUCACCUGCUCCAAGUGUUGGAAGGGAUUCACUCAGUUAUCGGUCCUACUGCAGCACCAGCUGACCCAUACCGGGGAGAGCCCGAACACUUGCACCGAGUGCGGGAAGGCUUACAGACGACCAUCUGACCUGCUGGCACACCAGCGAACUCACACCGGAGAGAGGCCAUUCACCUGCUCGGAGUGUGGUAAGGCGUUCACUCGAUUAUCUGACCGGCAAGCGCAUCUGCGAAUACACACGGGAGAGAGGCCGUUCACCUGCUCCGAAUGCGGGAAAGGAUUCACUCGAUCAUCCAACCUGCUGGCACACCAGCGAAGACACGCCGGGGAGAGGCCGUUCACCUGCUCUGCGUGUGGGAAAGGAUUCACUCAGUCAUCGAACCUACUGAAACAUCAGCAAACUCACACCAGGUAGAGACCAAACACUUGCUCUGAGCGCGCGGGAAGGUAUUCAGUCGAUCAUCCAACCUACUGGUGUACCAGCGAGUAC
This is a messenger RNA of Leucoraja erinaceus (little skate), 5346 nucleotides long. Its product is annotated as zinc finger protein 239-like. The record is from RefSeq and is a predicted model, not a curated record. Gene Ontology annotation, molecular function: RNA polymerase II cis-regulatory region sequence-specific DNA binding; DNA-binding transcription factor activity, RNA polymerase II-specific. Gene Ontology annotation, biological process: regulation of transcription by RNA polymerase II. The transcript has 2 exons. Gene Ontology annotation, cellular component: nucleus. The coding region runs from base 2245 to 5271 and encodes 1008 amino acids. NCBI's taxonomy places the organism in Eukaryota, Metazoa, Chordata, Chondrichthyes, Rajiformes, Rajidae.